AUGAUAUAUAUUUUCAUUUUAAUUUUUUUAUUGAAAUUAUGGAAAAAAAUAGAUUGUCAAUCUUGCUAUUUUAGAAACAAUAAGAAUGUUAUUUUAUCUUCAAAUAUAAAAAUAAAAAAUAAAAAAAAUUAUUAUUAUUACAAAAGUAAGCAUCUUCAUAAUGAUAUAAAAAAUAUAUUUGCAAAAGCAUAUAAGGUUUCCUUUAAUACAUUAAAAAAAGAGGAUUAUAAAAGUAAGCUUUUCUCACUUAAAGAAUUUUAUUCUAAUUAUUUUUUGUUACAUUAUAUCAACACCAAUAAUAAAAAUGUUUUUUCACUAAGUAAUAUAUAUAACAAUUUUUUUUGUAAAAAAAAUAGAAUAAAUCUACAAAAAAUUUUAUAUUCUUUAAAAACGAAAAGACAUUCUUAUUCUAAGAAAAAAAUACUAUUUAUCCCAAAUAAAAUAAAUUUGAAAAAUGAGAAAUAUAACAAUAAAAUUAGAUAUAUUGAAAGAAAUAAACUUAAAAAAUACAAGUUCAUAAAGAAAAAAUGCUAUAGUGAAAGUUAUAAUAAUUUGGGAUAUAAUCCAUUUAAGAAUAAUAUCUUAAAGAUAAAUGAAAAUGAAAAAUAUAAUUCUUCUGAAAUAUUUAACGCUUAUAAUUAUUAUUUUCAUAAUGAAAAUUAUAUAGAAAUAAAUGAUAAUUAUCUUUUUAGUAAAUUUUUUCUAUUUAGUAUUUUAAAAAGUAGCUUAAUAUAUAGUUACACUAAAGAAGAAUAUAUGAAAAGGUUAAUGAAGGAAAUAUGGUUUUUAUUUUAUAAAUUAUAUAAGAUAAAUUUAAAUGGUUUUGACAGAGAAAGCGAGUUAAAAGAAAAUAUGAAAAUUGAGAAUAUAAAUAAACAAAAUAUAUUAGAAAACACAAAAUUUGAUGAAGCUUAUUCAAACUCUUACAAAGGUAUGGAAUAUCUAGGAAUAAAUGAAGAUUUUUUUCUUAUAAAUGAUUAUAAAAAUACUAAAAACCAUUAUAUUUGCUCUUUUCAUAAUAAUAAAAAUACAAUUCUUAUAAAAAAUUGGUUGUGCUCUUUACACUGUUUGUUUAUUAAACAGUGGGUAGAUAGACUUGUUAAUUUUAUAUUAAAAGAAAAUUUUUCAAAUAAAGAAUUUUCAAAAAAUAAUUUGAUUAUUAAAUGUGAAAAUAAUAUUCAAAAAAAAUUAUUUUUUCAUUUACAAUGUUUCUAUUUCCUUUUUACUAAAGAAAAAGAAGAUGAUAAUGGUUAUUUAUAUAUUGAUUCUUUAUACAAUUAUAGACAAAAUGGUUAUAUAAAUAAUAACUGUUAUAAAAAAAAUAUCGUGUCAGAAAAUAAGGAAAAAAAUAUGGAUAAAAAAUAUAUAAAUAAGGAAAACCUAAAUGAAAAUGUGAAGUAUAUUAGUCAAAAUGAUAAUGUAACAAAUGAAAAUAUCAUCAUAUACAUUUAUAGAAAUAAUGAAAAUAUAGAAAAAUAUUAUAAAUAUUUAAAAAAUAUUUAUAAAAAAGAAUCCGUUAGUUUUUUUAAUUAUGACAAAUAUAUACAUAAUGAUAAUUCAUUUUUCAUAAUGUUAAUAUCAUACGAAGAAUUUUUUAAUAUCUCUUAUUUUUAUAGUAGUACCUUUGAAAAUUUUAAAAAAUAUAUAAAUAGCAAAACAAUUUUUUCUGAAAUAUGUAUUAAUUUAUUUCAAGUAUUUUCAUGUCUACUUAAAUGUUCUUCUUAUGGUAAUAAAGAGUUGAAUAGAAAUUCUCAAAAUUAUAAAUUUAAAAUCUUCUUCGAUGAUUUCAAUUUAAAAUAUAAUUAUGAAGUAAAUAUAAUAGAAAAAAAUAUAUAUGAACAUCUUUUCUCUUUAUUAAAUAUAAAUGAAAAAAUGACAUUUUAUUUUUUAUCAACUCAUAUUUUUAACCUCUCAUUAUUUAAAAUAUGGAUAGCAAGUAUUCAUAAGAAUUGUUCUACAAUAAGUUUAACAAAAAAAAAAAAUUUCUUUAUUUUACAUAAAAAAUUAAUUUUUAGAAUUAAUAACAACGAUGAAAUAAAUAAAAGUAAUAAUAAUGAUAUAAAAUUAAAUAAUAAUAUAGAAAAUGAAGAAAAGAUGAUAUUUAAUAUGGUAAAAAACAAAAAAAAAAAUGUUUUGAAUAAACAAGUUACCAACAAUUUAUUAAUAUUUAAUAAAUUUAGAAAAGAUAUUAUUGUCAAAUAUUUGAAAGAGAAUAAUUUAUAUAAUAUAAAUAAAUUAAAGAAAAAAGACAAAAAACUUAAAAGAAAGUUCAAUAUAGCUAAAAGGUAUUUAAAAAAAAAGAAGAUAUAUAAUUUUAAUAUUUCUCGUUAUAUUGAUUUUAUUAUAAGUAAAAACAAGAAGGGAGACAUAUUUUUUAAAAAAAUUAUUAAUCCUUCUUAUAUUUUAAAAGAGGAAAAUUUGCAAAAAAAUGAUAAAAUUAAUAUAUUAACUAAUAAUUUAUAUAUUGCCUAUAAUAACGACACUUUUAAUAAAGAAAGAGAGGAUUUAAAAUUUUCUCAAUUAAACAAUGACUUAAUUAAUUUAGAAAGUAAAAACAAAAAUUUAUGUUUUCAGAAAAAUUAUAAAUUGAAUAUUUUAAAGAUAAAUGAAAAGAAUAAAGAAAAUAAGGAUGAAAAAGAAAAAGCUAAUUAUUUAUUAGAAGAAGAGAAAAAGAAAUCUAUAAAGAAUACUUAUAUAUGGGAUGAAACUGAUGUAGCACUUAAAAAAAACUUAAAUUAUAAUAAUAAAUAUAGAUUUUUUUAUUUAAAUAAAGUUGAUAUAAAAAAAGAACAUAAUAUAAUGAGUAAGAUAAACUUUACUAAAAUAUAUCCUUGUAUCUAUUAUAUAUUCAAUUUAGAAAAUUUUCUUCUUUUUUCUGAAGAGUUAUAUGAACAGUUAAAUUUGUUAGAUGAACAUUCAGUAGAAAAAUGUGAAAUUAUUUUAAAAAAGUAUGAAGGAAAAAUAAAUGUAAAUAAUAAAUUCAAAAUGUAUUUAUUCAAAGGAUUAUUUUUAGUUUCAGAAAAGUUGAAUAUAUUUCAAAAAGCUCUUAUUAAAGAGUUAUUAAAAAGAGGAUUAAUAAAAAUUAUAAUAUCAUGUAUUAAUAUUUCUUCAGAUGGUUUUUCUGUUCAAAGCGUAUUCUUAGAUAGUGUUCAUAUAAAUAUUAAUAAAAAAUUAAAAUAUAAUUAUUUGAUUGAUUUAAUAAAUAACUUACAUGAUGAAACAUUUUAUUCUUUUUCAGAAAAUAGUGAUAUAAAUAAUAAAAAUAAAACUGAUGAUAAUGUAGAAAAUAGAUUAAAAAAAUUAGAAAGUAAUGUAAAUAUUUCAGAAGAUAUGUAUAGGUUACAUUUUGUUAAAUAUUUCAUGUAUUUAAAUUUUAGAUAUAUUUUUAGAAAAUAUACUUUAUCAAAUAAUGAUAUUUUAAAUUUAUCUAAAAAUUCAAUUAACUUUUUUCUAAUUCCUCAAAAAUAUGAAGAUAUUUCAAUAAUUUUAAACACAAACAACAAUAAUUAUUUAAAUUUUUCAAAUAUGCAUAAGCAUAUAAUUAGAGAUUUUUAUUUUAAUAUGUAUUACAUUAUUAUUACUAAAAGUAUAUCUAUUCACUUAAAAUUUUUGAAGGAUUUACAAUAUGAUAAAAAAUUAGAUAAAAAAGUUUUAGUUAAUGACUUAAAAAAUAAUACUUAUAAUAAGAAUUAUAAGGAUAAUAGCAUGGAUAAUUAUAUUAGAAAAAAUAAUAUAAAUAAUUUAAAUAUGAAGCAAUAUUUUUUUAGAAGUAAAAUGAAUAAAUAUAAUUUUUUUAAUAAUUAUAUUAACAACAUUUUUGAUAGUAAUUUUAUAUUACUCAACCUAUAUAAUAUAAUAAAUUUGUCUUUAGACUUUUAUAAAAUUUAUAAAUUUAACCAGUUGAAUGCAUUUUUAUUUAUAAAAAAUUAUAUAAAUAUAUGUAAUAAUUUAUCAUAUUUGUUAAACUAUUAUGAAUUUUUAUAUUUUUAUUUUAUAAAUAAUAAAGAUUUUGAAAAAAUUUGUGAAAGUAGUAAAAAUAAUUUUUUCAAUUUUCUAUUAAUGAAAAGAACAAAAUAUGAAAAAGAAUUUAUAAAACAUAACAAAGAACACAAAUUAGAUUUUUAUCAGAAACAACUGAAGAAAAUAUGUAAGUACUUUGAUGAAGACCAUAUUUAUAUGUAUUAUAAUACAUAUAUAAAUUAUAAUAAAUUAAAAAAAAGAUUUACAAAAAAACUAAAAAUAUUAUAUAAAGAAAAGUAUGAUAUGCUUUAUAUAAAUAUAAAAAAUAAUUUUAAAAAAGUAGUCUUGAGUACAAUAGAUAAAAAACUUUGUAUAAUUUUAGAUAUAUAUAAAGUAAGUAAAAAAUAUAUAGAUAAUUUAUAUAUUUGCUUGAAUGAUUCAAAUGAAUUAUUCAUUUGUAAAAUAUUUUUCUUUGCUGCUCUUAUGAAAAAUAAUAAAUUUUAUAAAUAUAUUAAGAAAAAAAGUAAAAAAUUUAACUAUUUCAAUUAUUUGUUUAAUAGCAGAGAAGUAACAAACUAUAAAAUAUUUAUAAAAGAAUAUGAUUUUCUAUUCGAUAUAUAUAAGGAAGAAAAUAAUAAUAAAAAAAGUAUUAUUUCUAAUAAAAAUUAUAUAUUUGAAUUUUUCGUUAAUAAAAUUAGUUUAAGUAAUGAAUUUAAUAAAGAAGAAAAACGAGAUUGCUAUAAAUUAAAAGAAAAGUCUCAAGAUGAAAAUACAGAAAAAGUAAUAGACAUAUAUGACAUACUAUUUAAUUCUUAUAAUGAAAGUAUAUAUAAUAUGAAUAAUAGAAUGAUUCUGUUUUUAAAAAAAAUGAGAAAUAUGAAAAGAAAAUUAUAUAUACAAUAUUUAAAACAAAAGGAUAUGCAAAAGAAGAAAAAAAGAAAUUUGUUUUAUUUUUCAAGUAACAGCUUAAAUGAACAUUACAAUUUAAAAUUAUGUAAUAAAAAUGAAGAAAUUAAAUUUAAUGACCUAAAAGAAAAGAAGGUAAUUUAUGAAAAACCCAAUGAAUUAUCAAAAUUUAUAAAAGAUGAUUAUUUCUCUAAUAAUGAAGCACUAAUAAGAAGAUAUUUUUACAAUAAUAUAUGUAGAAAUAAUGAAGAAAAGAAAAAUAUUAAAAUAUUUGUUUAUGAAAAUUUAAAAAAUUUAAAGAAAAAUAUAAAUAAUGAUCAUAAGUUAAAAUAUUCAGAAAAUAAAAAUAAAAAAAUAUUAUUAGAUUUUAAAAGUAUCGAUUUUCUAAAUUUAUACAAAAAAAAAAAAAAUAUAGGAAACAGAAAUAAUUAUUUAAAUGAAAUAAAUCAAAUAAAUCGUAUAUUUGGGUGUAAUACUAAUACGUUUAAUAAGGAAUUUUCUAAUAUAUUUUUAUUUCUUAAUAACUUUAAUUUAAUAGAUAUAUUAAAAAAAUAUAUGAAUCCUUAUAUAAAAAAUUCUUUAUGGUUUUAUAUUAUAACUUUGUAUAUCAAUCAUAUAUAUUCAUUAAACAAAAAUGAAAUAAUUAUGAAUCCUGAAUUAUUAAUUACUAUUUUUUAUAUUUGUUUUUAUGAAAAUAAAUAUAGCUACCUAGAUAAUUAUAUAUCAUCUUUUCAUAUAUCAAAUAUUUAUUUAAAAAAUAUUGUCGCUGAUAUUUUUAUCUACAAAGAAUUAUUAUCUUCUCUCCAAUUUAAGUUUAAAAUUCAUAUAGAUAUUACAUUUAAUUUAAUAGAUCUUUGUGAAGUAUUUGAGUCACUAACUAAAUUGAGAAAAAAAAACUUUAAAGAUAUUAAUGAAAAUAUAAUAGGAAUUUUAACAAAGUUGAAUUUGAUACUGUAUAACGUUUCUUCCUAUUUUAACAAAGAUAUUAAUGAAAUUAUUUUAAGCUUUAUUAAUUACAUUAAUGAGAUGAAAAAAUAUAAAGAAGUUACAUAA
Molecule: messenger RNA, 5919 nt
Organism: Plasmodium gallinaceum
Lineage: Eukaryota; Apicomplexa; Aconoidasida; Haemosporida; Plasmodiidae
Product: conserved Plasmodium protein, unknown function
Exons: 2
Coding region: 1-5919 (1972 amino acids)
Source: RefSeq, a predicted model, not a curated record